This is a messenger RNA of Amphibalanus amphitrite, 1387 nucleotides long. RefSeq names its product phospholipid scramblase 2-like. Gene Ontology annotation, cellular component: plasma membrane. Gene Ontology annotation, molecular function: phospholipid scramblase activity. The coding region runs from base 415 to 1095 and encodes 226 amino acids. The transcript has 2 exons. NCBI's taxonomy places the organism in Eukaryota, Metazoa, Arthropoda, Thecostraca, Balanomorpha, Balanidae. The record is from RefSeq and is a predicted model, not a curated record. Gene Ontology annotation, biological process: plasma membrane phospholipid scrambling.
GAUUGGCCAAUAUUUCAUCAAGGCAAAGCCAAGAUCACCGGCCCACGACCAUUGAUCGUCAUUGCCGUUGGUGAUGCAGGUUGGAGCAGUGUUGGAGUUUCGCGUUGCAUUUAGCGGCUCAGUAUUGGCGAAAUCGCCAAUCGGUGCAGUGAAUCUGUCAGAUCGAAGUCAGCGAGUCAAUAAAACCAAGUUAGUAAGUCAAUGAGACCUAGACCAGAUAGUAUUAAAUGACUCAUUGAACCAUUGGGAGAAAUCCAGAAGAUUCCCCGAAAACGAGGUCCCUCUGAAAGAAAUCAGCAAGUGCCAAAGAACGGAGCCAGUGUAGCAGGACCGCGAGCAGAGCUGCUCGGAAUCACUCGUAGUAUUCGGACUCGGCCGGUCUUACAGCCCGGUGCGACAGAAGCCGUCGGCCCGAUGUCGGCGGGGUUCGGCAGGCCGCCGGCCGCGCCGCCCGGCCUGGAGCCGCUGGUGCCGCUGGACCGUCUACUAGUGAAGCAGCAGCUGGAGCUCUGGGAGGCCGUCACCGGCUGGGAGACCAACAACCGCUACACGGUGCACACUGCCGAGGGCGUUGCGCCGCUGUUCCGCGCCGCCGAGCGGAGCAGCUGCUGGCUGCGCAUGUGCUGCGGCCCGCUGCGCGCGCUGCAGCUGCUGGUGCUGGACGAACAGCGGCGCGAGGUGCUGCACCUGCGGCGGCCGCUGCGCUGCACCGGCUGCUGCAGUCCGUGCUGCAUGCAGCGUCUGGAGGUGAGCGCCGCAGACGGCCGGCCGCUGGGCGCCGUCACAGAGCAGCGCGCCUGUCUGCGGCCGCACCUCACCCUCCACCGGCCGGGCGGCGAGCUGGCGCUGACCGUGCGCGGCCCCCGCUGCCCCCUGGCUCUCUGCCGGGACGUGAGGUUCACAGUGGAGUCGGCCGACGGCUCCCAGCAGGUGGGCACCAUCACCAAACAGUGGGGCGGCCUGGCGCGCGAGCUGCUCACCGACGCCGACACGCUGGAGCUCACCUUCCCCGUCGGACUCGACGCCGAGCUGAAGGCGCUCCUGCUCGGCGCGCUGUUCCUCGUCGACUACAUGUACUUCGAAAGCAACAAGUGAUUGAAUCACAUGAAUGUGAACUGGUGAAGGAUGGAUGCUGUUUCUCAGUUUCCAUUUAAGUCUCCGUGUGGGAAAGAGGAGUGCUGAUGGAUGGUACUGGUGCCAGAAAGAGCUCCGAGUGUACCUACAUGCCUCCGUAAUCUCAGUACUUAAACAUGUGUCAAACGCGCGGAAUCCGUAUUCCAACCGGGUAUCCGCCCGGUUUCGCAGUGCCGCAGUCCUACGGACUACUUGGCCCGAGUACGUAGCUGAUAACGGGUGACGUUUGAAAUAUUACCUCGUGUGGUUUCUC